Molecule: messenger RNA, 2086 nt
Organism: Truncatella angustata
Lineage: Eukaryota; Fungi; Ascomycota; Sordariomycetes; Amphisphaeriales; Sporocadaceae
Exons: 7
Coding region: 238-1896 (552 amino acids)
Biological process (GO): positive regulation of transcription by RNA polymerase II
Cellular component (GO): nucleus
Molecular function (GO): zinc ion binding; DNA-binding transcription factor activity, RNA polymerase II-specific; transcription cis-regulatory region binding
Source: RefSeq, a predicted model, not a curated record
GCUCUGUAAUUGCCACCACCUUCCCCAUGUAUUCAGAAAAGGAUAUGAAUCCACGCAUUCAUACUUCUCUACAAUUAAACUCGAAAAAUUUCCCCUGGUGGCAUGACUGAACCAACUGUAGGGUCCGUGAAAUUCGAUAUCGACGUCAUUGAUGCCGGAGGCAACUAGGAAACGGGGAUGCGACGUAGGUUCUGGCCCACUUUACACACAUUUGCGCCGAAGCAGUGCUGACCACUGAUGAAGAGUUGCCGUGAAAGGCAUCUGAAAUGUGACAGAAAACAAACGUGUUCCAAUUGUGCCAAAAGGGGGCAAAUUUGCAGCCGCGUCUCGAAAACUCGAUUUCGACAUGCCCAGGACGAUUCUCUCCAAAAUGGGGAACUGGGCUUCUCGAAGAAUCAAAAAUGGUGUAAAAUCACACAGAGAAAAAUACGAUUUAUUGACGAGACAUAUGAUAUCACUACAUUGUACGAUGGAAGGAUAAGCCUUAUUGCAAAUCCAUCAUGGGAAGAAGGCGAAGAUUCUUCGGGUACCUUGAGAUCACCUUACCAAGAAUCUCCAAACAAAAGUCCCCAAGCCACGAAUUUGCGGCCAACAAUUGAUGGCGCUCGUCGUGUCCUAAAUUCGGAUACUACUCAGAGGUCACACUCGGCGAUUGACUCGGGGUUGAAUCUACCAUCUACAGUGCAUGAAAGCCGUUCGGUGUUGAACUCAGCAUAUUCUGUAGCUCAAGACAAUCCUACAGCUCCGCCUCUACUUGCCGAAGUGCAUUCCCUCCUGCACCAACAGACGCCUCUAUUGUACUGGUGCGAUAAGCGACUUACAGAACUUCUGCGUCAUUUUGUGGAAAACCUCGCACAGCUUUUCGAUUGUGGUGGUUUCCAAAGACGAUUUGCCACGAGCUUUCCGGAGCGAGCCGCUCAAUACCGUCCGCUACUCCAAGUAAUGUCAGCUAUUGGGGCUAUAAGCCUCAAGAUCAUGGGCAAGCCAUCGACAGCAAGUGAAAAACAGCUGUACUGGGAAAGCUAUCAACACCUCGGGCUCAACGAAUGUCAGCCGGUUAAUGAGAUAGGCGACGAUCAGUUCUUCACCACGAUCUUCCUGAACAUUUUUGACGACUUGGAUCGGUAUUUGGACUUCAGUAAUGCGCCAAGUACGAACAACCCACAAUCAAGAGAUCAGCGAGAGAUGCAGAUGGGUGAUAUCACUCUUGGCAACGACCUACGACAGGAUAUGAUAUGGGCGUCAUUGCGCCUCAGACUUUACUUCGCGGUGUUAAACCACGAGCCCGAUGCCGUUUCCUUGAACGUCAAUAAUACUACUGACGACCCAUUCAUCGUGAAACGUGAUGACCACUACUGGGCUCGACGAAUGAUCUUGCACCUGCAUAAUGUCGUUAAUUAUUGUUUUGGACCUGAGAAGAACAUUGCUGCUUACCAAGUCCUCGUGGAGUAUUCUCAGGAAUGGGUAGCCUCGAAGCCAGCGUCAUUCGACCCUAUCCUCAUUCCAGCCGAUGACAGUAGCAGCGAGUUCCCAGGCAUAUUCGUUUUAAAUGAUGCGGCUGCGCUUGGUUGGCAACUGUAUCACCUUUACCGGAUUUUGCUGGUUGCCCAUGAUCCCAGUAGGCCGCUGCUUGGUCUGGGUGGCGCCGUGGACAGACGGUCAGUUGAUAACUCGCUGAAGAACGACACUAUUGCGAUUUGUGGCAUUGCCAACUCAAUCGGACAGAUCGAUGCUGCCCACCUGCCGGCAUGCAUGGCAAUUUCGCUCACCGGGCACCUCUUUACUCCAGACAUGGAACAAAGAGCCCUAAUUGCCAUUCUAGUGAAGACAGAGAAGACUCUUGGCUGGCCGACUUCGUCAAUACAAUCGCAUUUGAAAAAUGCCUGGGAACUAUGAACACCGACGCCAACAAUCCAGUUGCCGGCCGACCAGGUAGCUGAUCGGAUGAAGCCAUGUAAACUAGUUCCCGUCGAGAAACAGCGAACUACUCUACGUAUAUUAAAUUCGCUGAAUCUUCGGGGCCGAGGUUAUCACAUCAGUGGCAUAUUUCAGGAGGCCUAUUCUAUUGCAUGACGCUGAAUAUAUA